Molecule: messenger RNA, 1032 nt
Organism: Gastrolobium bilobum
Lineage: Eukaryota; Viridiplantae; Streptophyta; Magnoliopsida; Fabales; Fabaceae
Product: probable caffeoyl-CoA O-methyltransferase At4g26220
Exons: 5
Coding region: 118-846 (242 amino acids)
Molecular function (GO): O-methyltransferase activity; S-adenosylmethionine-dependent methyltransferase activity
Source: RefSeq, a predicted model, not a curated record
AUUUACUUCUUCCACUAUUUUAAAAAUUACCAUCACUUCUCCAUCAUCCUGGACUUGUGAACUGCAUAUCUAUUCUGAACUCUUUGAAGUUAUCACUGAAAAUUUCAAUUCAGAGAAAUGGAAAACAUUAAAGAUCCAUCAAGUUACCGCACUCCAGUCUUAUUGCAGAGUGAGGAAUUAAUCAAGUAUAUACUGGAAACUGCUAUUUACCCUCGAGAACCAAAGCCUCUCAAGGAGCUGAGGGAUGCUACUCAGAAUCAUCCUUCAUAUUCAUUCAGGAGCUUCAUAGCUACUUCACCUGAUGCGGGUCAACUAAUCACCAUACUUUUGAAGCUGUUGAAUCCCAAAAAGACAAUUGAAGUGGGAGUGUUUACUGGGUACUCACUUCUCCUCACUGCUCUCAACAUUCCUGAUGAUGGAAAGAUCACAGCCAUAGAUAUUGACAGAAAAGCUUAUGAAGUUGGAUUACCAGUCAUCAAAAAGGCUGCUGUAGAGCACAAGAUUGAUUUCAUAGAGUCCCCAGCUCUACCAAUUCUUGAUAAACUACUAGAAGAUCCUGCAAACGAAGGAACUUAUGAGUUUGCCUACAUUGAUGCUGACAAAGAGAACUAUGUGAACUACCAUGAGAGGCUUAUAAAACUGGUCAAGGUUGGUGGGUUACUUGUAUAUGACAAUGUUCUCUGGGGUGGACGUGUUGCUUGGCCUGAAGAGGAAGUUCCACUACAUGCCAGAUCAGCGACGCAAGCAAUUAUUGAAUUUAACAAAAGAAUAACACAAGAUUCUCGUGUUGAAUUUGCUUUUACUUCCGUAGGGGAUGGACUCAGUAUUUGCAGGCGCAUUGCCUGAGUUUUCUCCUAAAGUUGUUUGAUUAUCGGUGUCAUAUGUUUCAGUAUUGUGAGCAUUUUAGUAUCCAGUGUUUCUAUGUGUUUCUUUAUUGUAACCAACAAAUGAAGGAACUUUUGACUUUUCCUUCUUUGAUCAGUGGUUUUUGAUACAUUGAAACGAUUUACGUUUUGAAAUUCAUGAUGUGUU